AUGGUCGCACUAUCAGGCCUUGUAAUUUCCUCUUUUGCUUUGAUAGCCCAGCGGCUUUCUCCAGCAUCUGCACAACUGCUCCCUCCUGGCAUGACAGUGGGUUCAGACGGGCCGGCAGAUGAGGCAACUAGAGGUUACUGGGUGAAUCAUGUCGGCUUCAAUGUUCGAAACCUCACCGAGAGCAAGAACUUCUACGGCAACGUUCUUGGCCUUCGUGAAAUCUUCACGAUCCAGUAUACACCGAAUUUCAGCAUGACCUAUCUGGGGUACCCGCAGGGCGGCCGGAAUGGGUCCGGCUUUCAGUCUGGAGAGGAGAUGCUGAGAGACAAGAAUCAAAUGGGCGGCCUAGUCAAACUGUUUUAUUUCGCAGUCCCAGACAGGUUACCGGUCGCCUCCACAGAACGGACGAGCACAUUCUCAAACAUCGGCCUGAUCGUGCCGGAUAUCCAAGCAACGCAGGAUCGUCUGGAGAAACAUGGUGCUAAGAUAGUGAAGCGCCUUGGAGAAACAACGAUCCCGCUCGAUGGACCUAUCGCCACCGCAAUGAACGUUGGUCCAGCGUCGACGUCUAAUAUGACUGAAGGAGAAGCGCUAAUUGAGGGCCUCCAAACCACUUCCUUCGAAAGAGUCCUGUUUGCGGAGGAUCCAGAUGGAAACUUGAUAGAAAUUUUGGCGCAGAAUGGAUUUUAG
Molecule: messenger RNA, 690 nt
Organism: Exophiala aquamarina CBS 119918
Lineage: Eukaryota; Fungi; Ascomycota; Eurotiomycetes; Chaetothyriales; Herpotrichiellaceae
Exons: 1
Coding region: 1-690 (229 amino acids)
Source: RefSeq, a predicted model, not a curated record